AUGGCUGCAGACGCGGGUACAGCUGCCGAUCAGAACGGUGCGACAAGCUCGGGCAAAGAAAGUGCAACAUCAAACUCAUCGACCGUAGAGGAGGUCAAGAGUGAUUCUGUUAAGGAAGUCGCAGAACAAAACGACAAGUCCAAAGACAACUCCGGCGACGGCGAAACACCUGAGUCUUCAAAAGAUCAGAAAGCCAACCAAAAGGAUACAAAAGAAGAUGAAACCAAAGUGAAAAAAGAAGAGCCUGAAACGACAUCAACAGAGAAGUCUACCAAGGCUCCUGCACCAACCAAUAAUACUGUGCCGGAAAAGAAAACUGAGAAGCCAAAGCCAAAGCCCAUGCAGGCAUUCUCACGCGUUAUCCCAAAGCUACGCGAAUGCUUUUCUUGGGACGAGUUCAAGAACCAUCAAACAGAGGAGCACAACCACGCUAUCGAGACGCUUGUUGCCGGCGAUUCUCUCAAGGCGGAGAUCGAAGAAUCGGCCCUUCUUUAUGAAGGUCUUCAAGAUUAUCAGUAUAUGGGGGGCUGGGGAGGUGGAGGUGGACUUCGCAGAGGUUUUGGCCGGCGGAAUCCGCAGCACAAGACUGUCACCGAUGACGGAGACGAGGUUUGGCUGCAACGAGUCAGAAUUAACUCAAGGGCAGUCAUGAUGUAUCUUGGUCGCCAAAGCCCGGCUGGGAAAAAGUGGAAUGGCCGACCUCAUGUUUUCCGUCGACCAUUCCGUUAUCUCAUACACUUUCAUGAUGAGAUGAAACAAGCACUGGCUGAGCUAGAAGAAUCGGCUUCGAAUACCGACGGAAAGCCUGCUGACGGCCAGCAAGCUGAAGCUUCAAGCACUGAAAAGGGCAAAGAGAAGUCUGAAGGGGAUACGCUCGGAAUCGACUCUCUCUUCAACGAUAUCGAUACCUUAGCCGAGAUGAGACUUUAUGUCAAGUUUAUCGAUGAGCAGGUGAUGCCAGAAUACCUGCGGUUCCAGGACGAAGAUAUGAAUACUGCUCCUACAAAGAUCAGAUGGGACCUGCUCUGGUACCUCUUCAAACCGGGAGACCUGGUCUAUGUGCCUAAUCUGAACAGCGGAGUUCGAGCUCGAAUUCCAAUGGGCUGGGAUGGCGUCUUUCAGCGACUACAGGCAGGGUUUGGAGAUGGCCCGAUGGAGACAACAUCAUCGUCAUCCAACCACAAUACGAGAGGAUCACAUACCGACCAAAUGGUGUGGAGGAUAUAUCGAGCUCCAUUUAAGCAGUCGAUUAUUGAUGGCUGUACCUGCGAUACCUGCAUGAAAAUGGAGUCCACUUGGGCUAUAUCCUGCUACCACAUCGAUUAUGAUGGCCAAAACUACCGUGCAGUCGGACGCACAAUUGAGAUCCCUUCUUUCGAAGGUGAGCGCGAGAUCACUCAGUUGGCCUGCUAUCCUAUGAAAUACGUCCAGCAGAAGGACGAAAUAAUGGAGAGGGGUAGACAGUACGGAAGCAAGUUCAUUCAACAUAUUGAUCCGGCCAAAAGAUACAGCUUCUACCGUGGCUGGACUCUUAUCAAGACACCUCUUGGCCAAUCUAUUGAGGACAAGAACGAUAUUCUGGCAGUUGACCCGACCACUUACAAAGUUGUGAUUUCAGUCGAUAAUGAGAGCCCAUUGCAGGAAUGGCACGACAGCAAGCGCACAAACCUUAAAGACGCAUGGGAGGACAAGGUCAUUACCGAAGACGGUGUCGAUAUACUCCAGAUGAACAAAUUUAUCGAGACGGAUUUGUUGCUGAGAAAGAAGAAGGACAAUGAUAAUGAGAUUGGCGAGCUCGAAGGUGACAACCUUGCGCUUUUGCCCAGGCGACUCUUUGCAUAUGCCCUUUGGGAGCGCAAGUUCGUGCAAGUUGAUGUUCGCGAUGUGUCAUUUCCUGAGCUCAAAGACAAGGAUAGAGCUUUCGAUAGCCUUCAGAUCUCCACGGAGCACAAGACUCUCAUUCAAUCUCUGGUCUACUCUCAUUUCAAGAAGAGAGUGAACGAAAGCAGCGUCGAGAUUGCAACACAGGAUCUUAUCCGUGGCAAGGGCAAAGGCAUCGUGAUUCUGCUCUUUGGUGUUCCGGGAGUCGGUAAAACUGCUACUGCUGAAGCGGUUGCUCAGAAGUUUGAGAAGCCUCUGUUCCCCAUCACAUGCGGAGACUUGGGAUUUACUCCCGAGAGUGUGGAGAGCUCUUUGAGCGAGAUAUUUCGCUUGGCUCACCUGUGGGACUGUGUCCUUUUGCUGGAUGAGGCGGAUGUCUUUAUUACACAGAGAGACAGAAAAGACUUGGAAAGAAAUGCCCUCGUUUCCGUCUUUUUGCGCAUGCUCGAAUACUACAAUGGUAUUCUGUUCCUCACUACCAAUCGGCCCGGCGUGCUCGACGAAGCAGUCAAAUCACGAGUGCACCUCAAUCUUCACUACAAUUUCCUCACUGAGGAGCAAGUCGUUGCUAUAUUCAAGUUGAACAUUUUGCGACUCAAAGAGAUCGAAGAUCAAGCCGCCAAGGCACCGAGGCACAACAAAUUAUACAUCGAUGAGGCAGAUAUCAUUGCUUUCGCCAGUGAACACUGGAGAAACCACACCGAUGGCAUUGGACGAUGGAAUGGACGACAGAUUCGGAACGCAUUUCUCAUUGCUGCUUCGUUGGCUCAUUACGAGGGAGACAUGGGCGAGCGACCAGAAGGACUGCAAAAGCAACUCACUUCAAAGCACUUCAAGAAGGUUGAAGAAACUACUAGGCGCUACGAUGAGUAUCGCGUGGCAUGUCUUGGAGACACUGACAGUUAUCUUGCACAUGACCGAUAUGAGAGAGACGAUGACUGGAAUCCUCUUGCAAGAGCAGGGGCAGCUAAUGCCUAUAUGGCUCAUGGUCAGCCUCAGGUCCCAGGCUAUCUACCCAGAGCGGGAAGUUUCCCGUGGCAACGACCGGUACAGGCUCCAGUUAACAUGAACCCAAACUCAACGCAAAGGCAAGGAGCAGAAGGAUGGUCAAAUAACGGGGCCGCACGGCCGCCUGUCCCUGGAUAUCAGCCGCCUGCGCAACAACAAGCCCAUGGACACCCUCCACCGCACCAGUUCUCACAACACCCGGCGCACUUGGCAGGCAAUACGCCUAGCAGCUCUGGUAGCCCAAAUUAUACUACUCAAGCACCGUACGGUUCAUCCGUGGGAGGCCCCAGUGGACCACAAGGCUAUGACAUCGGAGGGAAUCCACAGAUGAAAGCCGGAGGAGAGCAAGGAGUGGGUGACGAAUGGAACGGGGGAGCUCCGCAACGUUGGCAGCAGAACCAGAAUGGAUUCAGCCACUAUUGA
Trichoderma breve is the source of this 3312-nucleotide messenger RNA. Its product is annotated as ATPase family associated with various cellular activities (AAA) domain-containing protein. The transcript has 3 exons. Gene Ontology annotation, molecular function: ATP binding; ATP hydrolysis activity. NCBI's taxonomy places the organism in Eukaryota, Fungi, Ascomycota, Sordariomycetes, Hypocreales, Hypocreaceae. Bases 1 to 3312 code for a protein of 1103 amino acids. The record is from RefSeq and is a predicted model, not a curated record.